This is a messenger RNA of Cylicostephanus goldi, 369 nucleotides long. The record is from the annotation of a GenBank genome assembly. NCBI's taxonomy places the organism in Eukaryota, Metazoa, Nematoda, Chromadorea, Rhabditida, Strongylidae.
AUGUCUCUCUGUCAGGCUCAGAAUUUUGCCAUGUCGAAUAAUGUUGUUAAUCCACUUCUCUAUGCCUGGUUGAAUCCAACGUUCCGAAAGCUCGUCGUCAGCACGAUUUUUGGUAGCGUCGCGAAGCGAGGGAGCUCCAGAAUGAUCAAUCGACCGUGGGUGUAUAGAAGUUUACCACCGAAGAGUCAAACCGAGAAAAAGAACAACUCGCAAACGCCUGUCACUGCAGAAACGUUAAUGACCAAUGUACCGUCUAAGUUGAAAGAAUUGAGCUUGGUCACAAAUGAGUACAACCUCCAAACAAAGCAAAUGACAACGCAGUCAGAUUCGAAACUAAUUGAGUACGACGAUGGAGACACUUUUGUCUAA